Papaver somniferum (opium poppy) is the source of this 929-nucleotide messenger RNA. Its product is annotated as erlin-2-A-like. Gene Ontology annotation, biological process: SREBP signaling pathway. Gene Ontology annotation, molecular function: ubiquitin protein ligase binding; cholesterol binding. Gene Ontology annotation, cellular component: endoplasmic reticulum; endoplasmic reticulum membrane. The transcript has 4 exons. The record is from RefSeq and is a predicted model, not a curated record. NCBI's taxonomy places the organism in Eukaryota, Viridiplantae, Streptophyta, Magnoliopsida, Ranunculales, Papaveraceae.
GUUGGUUCCAGUUACGGCCCAAUCCUAGGUCGCAUUCAGCCAUUGGUUAAGGGAUCUUUGUUGUGUCCACAACACAAAAUAUAUAACACACCAAUUUUACUUAGUCCCCUAGAAAUUCCUUUAAAAAUACCGAGCGAAAAACAAAAAGAGAAACACAAAUUUUCCACAGAAUUGAAAUUUCUCUGGUCAGCCAAGUAACGGGAGUUGAUUGAUAUUGUUUGGAAGACAUGGAUUCUCAGAGACCAGGAGGAGCACCUCGACCUCCUCCUCCUCAAGGCGGCGAUGCUGGAGAUACAUCUUUCAUUCUCACUGUUCUAAUUGCUUUCGUCACAAUUGCUGCUCUGAUAUUGAUUCCAGCAUCAUUGUCAGCAUCAAACAGCACUUUCUCCAUCUUACAUCAGGUCCCCGAAGGUCAUGUUGGGGUAUACUGGAGAGGGGGUGCCCUUCUCAAAACAAUUACGGAUCCAGGUUUUCACUUGAAGAUGCCCUUUAUAACUCAAUAUGAGCCCAUCCAGGUGACCCUUCAGACAGAUCAGGUGAAGGAUAUUCCAUGUGGUACAAAGGGUGGUGUUAUGAUAUACUUUGAAAAGAUCGAGGUAUUUAUAGAACAUCCAUUGUUAUUAAUUUCAAAGAGUCUUGCAUUCUUAAUCGUUUUAGUAUAUGAUGUCUUUGAGCAUUUUAUUUAACAACUUGGCGGUUUUUUUGUUUAGGUGUUAAUUGCUGUUGAGCAACAAGCGGUAGCUGAAAAAGAAACCGAGACGCAGAGAAAGAUCGCUUUAGCGGAUGCCGAGAAGCGUUCGCAGGUUAGCAAGAUUCACAUGGAACAGAUGCUGAGUGAGAAAGCUAGUGCCCAGAGGCAAGAGGAAAUUGAUAAUCAGAUGUACUUGGCCCGUGAGAAAAGCUUGGCAGAUGCCGACUACUAUAAGUAA